Drosophila arizonae is the source of this 1278-nucleotide messenger RNA. RefSeq names its product Sulfotransferase 2 (gene St2). Lineage: Eukaryota; Metazoa; Arthropoda; Insecta; Diptera; Drosophilidae. The record is from RefSeq and is a predicted model, not a curated record. Gene Ontology annotation, molecular function: sulfotransferase activity.
GGGCGUGGGGUAAACCAACUUGGACGGAUUUGUGCCGGGACAUUAGACAUUGAGCUUUGAGCAUUGAGCGGUGAGCACUUGGCUAACAAUUUGAACUGCUGCAGUUUACAUUCGCGAUGGCAGCGAGCCGGUUUCUGUUUUUCGGUUGGUGCAAAAACAAGUUCAUGUUGCGGAAAACUUAGAUGGAUUCCCGUUAGCCUCACUUUCACCGCACGCUUGGGCUGACUUUCCACUUGGCUGUUGCAGCCAGUCGUUGGCCGACAGUGCAGAGAAAAGGUAGCAACGCCAUCAUGCAGCUCACCUACCGGGAAUUGGAUGCAGAUAUAGUGCGUCGCACGAACGCUGUGUUUCCAGUGCAGGAUUGCUUCGUGGAGGUGCUGCCCGAUCAGCUAAUCAUACCACGCAAGUAUAUCGAAAUGGGCGAGUCUAUACGCGACUUACCCAUCUACAAGGAUGAUGUUUGGAUGGUGUCGUACCCUCGCACCGGCUCGACAUGGGCGCAGGAGAUGAUCUGGCUAUUGGGCCAUCAGCUGGAUUACGAGGCGGCCAAGCAAGAUUUGCGCAUGCGCGCACCCUUGAUCGAGCUAUCCGCUCUGUUCAGCACGGAUCAUCAUCAGUGGGUGUCCGAUGCCUUUGGCAACACAGUGGAGCUGGUUAAGAAUCUGCCCCGCCCACGUUAUGCGCGGUCGCAUCUCUCCUGGCAGCUGCUGCCCUCGCAGUUGGACACGGUGAAGCCAAAAAUUGUGUACACUGCUCGCAAUCCGAAGGAUCUGUGUGUUUCCUAUUAUCACUACUGCAAGCUGCUCCAUGGCAUCAAUGGAGAGUUUGAGCAGUUCGUGGACCUCUUUCUGGGCGGGCACACGCCCAUGGGCUCGUAUUGGAAGCAUGUGCUGCCCUUCUGGAAGCGCAGCUUCGAUGACAACGUCUUGUUUAUCAAGUACGAGGAUAUGGUGCGCGAUCUGCCCGCCGUGAUAAGACGAUGUGCUCAAUUCCUGAAUGUUACGGAGCUGCUCAAUGAAGAGAACAUGAAGAGCAUCUGCCAGCAUCUGAAGUUUGACAGCAUGCAAAGCAAUGGGGCUAUCAAUAUGGAGAAGUUGAUUCCGCAGCGAGAGACGAAGUUCAUACGCAAGGGCAAGGUCGGCGACUGGCGGAAUCACAUGACCGACGAAAUAUCAGAACGAUUUGAUUCUUGGUCCGAGCAACAUUUAAGGGGAAGCGGCUUGAAAUUUGAUUACGAUUAAGCCAAUAUCAAACAUACAUACAUAUACAUAUACAUAC